Messenger RNA from Gamsiella multidivaricata, 679 nucleotides. RefSeq lists its product as uncharacterized. The coding region runs from base 137 to 520 and encodes 127 amino acids. The record is from RefSeq and is a predicted model, not a curated record. The transcript is spliced from 2 exons. NCBI's taxonomy places the organism in Eukaryota, Fungi, Mortierellomycota, Mortierellomycetes, Mortierellales, Mortierellaceae.
GGAUGGCUCACUCAAUCUCUUCUUCACAUUCGAUUGAUUCUCCUCUGUAACCCGAUUGACAUCCAUCCACUCCUUCAUCGCCCCAACACACACACAUCGACCCUCUCACCAACACACUCACCCGUAUACUGCUGCCAUGAUAUCCAUUCUACUCAUUCUGCUGCUGUGGUGCAUAGCCGCCUAUGUCACACGUGGCUACUGGAUGCCCAAAGUCGACGAGCUGUUGGACCGGCUGCGGUACACUCGUCUGCCCUUCUUCCGCUCAGACGAGGACAGUUCCUUUCAGCAGAACAUCGAGGAGGGCUUGACCUCCUCGACUUUUGACCUGCAUCAGAACCUGCUCGACGGAGAUGACCGCCACGGAAUCGAGAAUGCGAACGAGAUUCGCAAGAUCAUGAAGAAGUACCGCUGCAACUUUGACCAGGCGCGGUUGAUUCACCAGCAGAACAAGAUGAAGGCCAAUGGAAUCGACCCUCGCACAGGAGUGCCCAUUGACCCCAAGGCUGUGUACUUUAGCUAAAUGCCAAUCCCGCAGCCAUUACGCUCGCUUUUCUUUGACUACACCUCUUUGACAGGUGCACUCAAAACACCUUUUAUCCUCGCUACUGAUGACCAUACUAAUAUUGCCACUCAUGACCAUGGCACGCUACAAUAAAGAAUUUUUUUUAUUUCUAUUUUU